CGAGAUAAGUUCUGUGCGACAGCUGCCUGUCCUUGGCAGGCCGCUUUUCUUCUUCGCGUGCAGGUUGAACCGGGAUCCCCGGCGUGGCUGCCAAUGCCUCCCUUCGGGCAGGUGGGAGCAGACCGGGAGUAGAAAUAGAGCCACGGCGAGAAGAGGGAGACCCAGGUGCAGGAGAAAAGCGGAAACAAGCAGCCAUUGGAGGCAAAAAUGGCACAGGUUAAACAAGUGGGUCUAUUAGCAGCUGGCUGUCAACCAUGGAAUAAAGAUGUAUGUGCUGCUAGUGGGGAUAGAUUUGCCUAUUGUGCAACCCUGGCUAUUUAUAUAUAUCAGUUGGAUCAUCAAUAUAAUGAAUUCAAGUUAUGGGCAAUUAUGUCUGAACACAAGAAGACCAUCACAGCUAUUUCUUGGUGUCCCCAUAACCAGGAUCUGUUUGCAAGUGCAAGUGCUGAAAACCUAGUAAUAAUUUGGAAUGUAACUGAACAAAAAAUUGCUGCAAAAUUACACAAUACAAAAGAUAUUCCUGCAUCUCUUAGUUGGUGCUGGAACAUACGUGAUGCUGUUGCAUUUGCCUCCCAUAGAGGUCCAUUGUAUAUUUGGACAUUUUCAGGGGCAGAGAGUGGUGUAACGGUACAUAACGAAGCUCAUAGUUUUAUGUCAGAUAUUUGUCUGUUUAGAUGGCAUCCAAAGAAAAAAGGAAAGGUAGUGUUUGGUCAUACUGAUGGAAGUCUUUCUCUGUUUCAGCCAGGUUGUAAGCAUCAGAAACAUGUUCUGAGGCCAGAAUCACUUGAAGGGACAGAUGAGGAAGAUCCUAUUACUGCUCUGGAAUGGGACCCUCUGUCAACAGAUUAUCUUCUUGUUGCAAAUUUGCAUAAUGGAAUCCGUCUUGUUGAUUCAGAAUCUUACUCCUGUAUCACGGCCUUUAAUCUUCCUAGUGGAGCAGCAUCUGUGCAAUGCUUAGCUUGGGUCCCUAGUGCACCUGGAAUGUUUAUCACUGGAGAUUCUCAGGUUGGUGUGUUGCGUGUCUGGAAUGUAUCACGAACAACACCAAUAGAUAAUUUCAAGUUGAAGAAAACAGGUUUCCAUGGCCUACAUGUGCUUAAUUCUCCUCCAAAGAAGGAUAAAUUCUUUUCACGGUCUCCUACCAAAAACCAUCAUACAUCAUCUACAAGUGAGGCUGUUCCAUCUCCAAGUCUAACCCAAAAUCAAGCAUUUUCACUUCCUCCUGGACAUGCUGUCUGCUGUUUUAUGGAUGGUGGAGUGGGGCUUUAUAACAUGGGAGCUAAGAAAUGGGAAUUUCUUCGAGAUUUGGGUCACGUUGAAACCAUCUUUGACUGUAAAUUCAAACCUGAUAACCCUGACCUUUUAGCUACAGCAUCAUUUGAUGGGACAAUAAAAGUAUGGGAUAUAACUACUUUAACAGCUAUCUGUACCUCCCCUGGCAAUGAGGGAGUCAUAUAUUCACUUUCAUGGGCCCCAGGAGACUUGAAUUGUAUAGCUGGUGCAACUUCAAGAAAUGGUGGUUUCAUCUGGGAUGUGUCACGGGGCAAAAUGAUAGCUCGCUUCAGUGAGCAUGGGAAGAGUGGAAUCUUCUGCAUUGCAUGGAGUCAUAAAGAUUCCAAAAGGAUAGCAACCUGCAGUGGUGAUGGAUUCUGCAUUAUUCGGACAAUUGAUGGCAAAAUUCUCCACAAAUACAAACACCCAGCUGCAGUUUUUGGCUGUGACUGGAGUCAAAACAACAAAGAUAUGAUAGCAACCGGAUGUGAGGAUAAAAAUGUCCGUGUUUAUUACCUAGCAACAAGUUCUGAUCAGCCACUGAAAGUAUUCAGUGGACACACAGCAAAAGUAUUUCAUGUAAGAUGGUCUCCCCUAAGGGAAGGAAUACUUUGCAGUGGUUCUGAUGAUGGCACUGUUCGGAUAUGGGAUUACACACAAGAUGCUUGUAUAAAUAUUCUUAGUGGGCAUACAGCACCAGUACGAGGAUUGUUGUGGAAUACAGAAAUACCUUAUCUAUUGAUAUCAGGCAGUUGGGAUUAUACAAUCAAAGUAUGGGACACAAGAGAUGGUACAUGCCUGGACACUGUAUAUGAUCAUGGUGCAGAUGUUUAUGGAUUAACUUGUCAUCCUAGCUGCCCCUUCACUAUGGCCUCCUGUUCCCGAGACUCAACUGUGAGACUUUGGUCUUUAACACCUCUGAUAAAUCCUCUCCAAUUAUGCAUCUUGGCAGACAGAUCAUGGGAUGAGAUAAUUGGAAACAUUGAUCGUGCGGUUGAAAUAGGCGCUCCUCCUUUGCUAUGUGGGAAAGCAUCUAGGGAUAUUAAACAAGAAAUAGAGAAGCUAAACAGUAAUCCUCGAGGAAGAAAACUAAGAUGGUUUUCAGAAUGUUUAUCACCUCGAGGAGGCAGUAAAAACUUAUGGGAUCUGGUUGCAGUAAUAAAGGGUCAAGAUGACAGUUUGCUCCCACAGAAUUAUUGCAAAGGAAUUAUGCAUAUGAAACAUUUGGUUAAAUUUAGAAUGUCCAAAGCACAAGAACUUACAACUGUAAAGAUGUCUAAAUUUGGAGGAGGCAUUGGUGUACCUAGCAAGGAGAAAAGGCUGAAAGAAGCAGCAGAGAUACAUCUGAGACUAGGUCAGAUUCAGAGAUACUGUGAACUUAUGGUGGAGCUUGGAGAGUGGGACAGAGCACUAUCAGUUGCACCAGGAGUAUCUAUGAAAUACUGGAAGAAAUUAAUGCAAAGGAGAGCUGACCAAUUAAUUCAGGAAGAAAACGAUGAAGUUAUUCCAUACUGCAUAGCUAUUGGUGAUGUGAAGAAGCUUGUUACAUUUUUCAUUUCAAAAGGUCAACUUAAAGAAGCUCUAUUAGUUGCACAGGCAGCAUGUGAAGGAAAUAUAAAAGCAUUUCAGGGUUCAGCAGCAGAAGAAUCAGAACAUUUUGAAGGGAAUAGCAUAGAAAAUUACAAUGAUCUUCUAUAUAAAGUCAGUAAAGAACUCGCUGAGUGGUAUUUUCAGGAUGGCUGUGCAGUGCUGGCUGCUUGUUGUCAUUUAGCUGUUGAGAAUAUUGAGCUUGCCAUGGCAAACCUGAUUCGAGGAAAUGAACUGGAGUUGGCAGUCAGUGUGGGCACUGUCUUAGGAGAAUGUGCAGCUCAGGCAACUCAUUAUGCACUUGAGUUACUGGCAAGAAAAUGUAUGACUAUUCCAACAUGGGAUUUAGCAGGAGAUCUUCUCAGAAUGAUUCCUGAUAAUGAACUACAAUUAAUAAAACUAUGUGCUUUUUAUCCUGGAUGCACAGCAGAGAUAAAUGACCUACAUGAAAAGUGCAGAUUACCAGAUGUAGAAGAAUGUAUGCAAUUAGCAGAGAAAGCUCAGACAGAUGGAAAUAUAUUUGAGUCAAUAAAGUAUUAUCUGUUAACUGCAGAACCAGAAAAGGCACUUCCUAUAGGGAUUCAAUAUGUCAAAGAACAAAUUAGUAGUUCAGAUUGGACACUUGAUGCAGUCUAUCCUUUUUUGGAUCUUCUCAGCUAUAUACGCACAGAAAAAUUGUUGCUGCAUAAAAGUAGUGAAUUUAGAAAUGAAUUGUUAAUAUUAUGUGGCUACAUUGGGGCUUUACUGGCUAUUCGAAGACAAUAUAACAGCAUUGUACCAGCUCUUUAUGAGUAUACAAGUCAGCUUUUAAAAAGAAGAGACGUAUGUGUACCUCUGAAAAUCGAGCAACUCUCUGAGGAACUAGAUGCUUGGAGAGCUUGUAGCCAAUCAUUAAACAAGUCUUCUGAUGAAUUACUACAGAUACCAUCAUCUGAAUUGCAACAACAGAUUUAUGCAACAAUGCUUUCACGAAUUAAAGAAGAGCCUCUUCAAGUAACCAUUGGAACAAAUUACGUUUCUGGAUCUAACCUUCCUGGUCAUUCAGAUAUUCAUAUCUCUUGUUUGACAGGAUUAAGAAUACAGGGUCCUGUAUUUUUCCUUGAAGAUGGAAAGUCAACAAUUUCAUUAAAUGAUGCAUUGAUGUGGGCAAAAGUGAAUCCUUUCUCUCCACUGGGGACAGGAAUACGACUCAAUCCAUUCUGAUAAAGAAAUCUUUCUAUCAAUAAUGAUAGUUGCUUUUAUUUUAUUUGUGGAAAGAUUUGAGGUUGAUACUUGAACAGUUUUAUAAACCUUGUGAAUUAUAACUUUAAUUUUUUAUAUUAAAAUAGAUAACCCAAAGAGAAUUUCAUAUAUCAUUGGCAGCCACGGGCUUUUAGAAGAAGAUUGAAAUUAGGUAUCUGUGAACACUCUUGUGAAGCACAUUGCUGGGUCAUACAAUAGCAAUUUAUGCUUUGAAUUAUUCCUUAGAUGACACAUGCAUCCUAUUUUAAAUGAAGUGUAUUUGUCUCCUCCUAGUGGAAAUUAAGGGCAUAGCCUAACGAGUACUGUUUUGGAAAAAAGAUCCAUUGAAACAAGUAGACAUUUUACAGCUGUGAUGCAUGAUGGAUUGUGUUUUCAUAUUUAUAAUAAAUUAUUAAUGUGUGUAAAUUUAAUAGUUGUAUAGUAAAUUGGGAAGCAGGUAUUUUGGGAUACUUAGCUUAUACUGAGCAUAAGAACGUUUUUAAAAUAUAUUUUGAAUAUCUGGAUUUGCAUUUAACAUUAUUUAUUUUAAAAGAUUAAGCAUAUUUCUAAAAUUUAUUUUCCAAUAGAUCUCUUUUAAGUAAACUAUUCAUUGUAUCAAAAUAAACUAUGUAAAUUUACAAGGAAUUAACUAUUUUCAUUUUAGUGUUUGUAAAUAUAUGACAUUUAAAGUUUCAGCAUCUAAAUAAAUUAGGUUUGUUUUAAAUAAAAGUUUUUUUCUGAA
Molecule: messenger RNA, 4822 nt
Organism: Thamnophis elegans (Western terrestrial garter snake)
Lineage: Eukaryota; Metazoa; Chordata; Lepidosauria; Squamata; Natricidae
Gene: WDR17
Product: WD repeat domain 17
Exons: 29
Coding region: 208-4062 (1284 amino acids)
Molecular function (GO): protein binding
Source: RefSeq, a predicted model, not a curated record